Molecule: messenger RNA, 3329 nt
Organism: Lycium ferocissimum
Lineage: Eukaryota; Viridiplantae; Streptophyta; Magnoliopsida; Solanales; Solanaceae
Product: coatomer subunit beta-1
Exons: 6
Coding region: 191-3037 (948 amino acids)
Biological process (GO): endoplasmic reticulum to Golgi vesicle-mediated transport; intracellular protein transport; intra-Golgi vesicle-mediated transport
Cellular component (GO): cytoplasm; COPI vesicle coat
Molecular function (GO): structural molecule activity
Source: RefSeq, a predicted model, not a curated record
UGUACUUGAGCUUUGUUCCAGACUCGUUGCAUUACAUUACAACAUACAUAACUCACUCUGCGGAUCUCGCAGAUCUGAGAAAGAACACCAAACUUUUCUCCUUAAAAACCCACAAUUCCCACAACAUCACCAUUUUGAUCCAACCAUUUCUUCGAUCAAUCUGAUUUCAGGUAAGCUACCUUAGAAUAAAAUGGAGAAGUCCUGUUCUUUGCUGAUACACUUUGAUAAGGGCACACCAGCUCUUGCCAACGAGAUCAAGGAAUCCCUUGAAGGGAGCGAUGUUCCUGCCAAGAUUGAUGCCAUGAAGAAAGCUGUCAUGCUUUUGUUGAAUGGUGAAACCCUACCCCAACUGUUUAUUACUAUUAUUAGAUAUGUUUUGCCCUCUGAAGAUCACACGAUUCAAAAGCUGCUACUUCUGUAUUUGGAGAUUAUUGAGAAGACCGAUUCUAAGGGGCGUGUGCUUCCUGAAAUGAUCCUAAUUUGUCAGAACUUGAGGAAUAAUUUGCAGCAUUCAAAUGAGUACAUUCGUGGAGUUACUUUGAGAUUCCUUUGCCGGCUGAAUGAGGCUGAUAUAAUUGAACCUCUAAUUCCAUCUAUUAUGAGUAACUUGGAGCACCGGCAUCCGUAUGUUCGCCGGAAUGCAAUUCUUGCUGUGAUGGCUGUUUACAAGCUUCCACAGGGCGAGCAGCUCCUGGCAGAUGCACCAGAAAAGAUUGAGAACGUUCUUACCACGGAGCAGGAUCCGUCAGCUAAAAGGAAUGCAUUUUUGAUGCUUUUCCAAUGUGCUCAGGAACGUGCUGUCAAGUAUCUCUUGACCCAUGUUGAAAGAGUAUCUGAUUGGAGUGACUUACUUCAAAUGGUUGUCUUGGAUUUGGUCCGCAAAGUUUGCAGGACAAACAAAGGGGAGAAAGGGAAGUACAUCAAGAUAAUUAUAUCCCUGCUCAAUGCUCCUUCUGCUGGUGUUGUCUAUGAAUGUGCUGGAACUCUUGUUUCUUUGUCUUCUGCCCCAACUGCCAUAAGAGCUGCAGCCAAUACCUAUUGUCAACUUCUACAAUCUCAGAGUGACAACAAUGUGAAGCUUAUCGUGCUUGAUAGACUGAAUGAAUUGAAAUCUUCUCAUAGGGAGAUCAUGGUUGAUAUGAUAAUGGAUGUCCUCAGAGCGCUUUCAAGCCCCAAUCUUGAUAUCAGGAGAAAAACACUUGACAUUGUUCUUGAGUUGAUCACCCCCCGGAAUAUCAAUGAGGUUGUUCUCACACUUAAGAAAGAAGUUAUGAAAACCCAGAGCGGUGAACUUGAGAAGAAUGGUGAGUACCGUCAAAUGCUUAUCCAAGCCAUCCAUUCAUGUGCCGUGAAGUUCCCUGAGGUCGCAAGCACAGUUGUUCAUCUGUUGAUGGACUUCUUGGGAGAUAACAAUGUCGCUUCUGCAAUUGAUGUGGUUGUUUUUGUCCGUGAGAUUAUUGAAACAAAUCCAAAAUUAAGGGUUUCCAUUGUUACAAGGCUACUGGAUACGUUCUACCAAAUUCGAGCGGCACGUGUUUGUUCAUGUGCCCUUUGGAUUAUUGGAGAGUAUUGUCUAUCUCUUUCUGAAGUUGAGAGUGGCAUUGCAACUAUCAAGCAGUGCCUUGGAGACCUACCAUUUUAUUCAGCUUCUGAGGAAGGCGAAGCUAAUGAUUCUUCGAAAAAGUCUCAGCCAAUAAACUCCACUACUGUUUCGUCUAGAAGACCUGCUGUCCUUGCUGAUGGGACAUAUGCUACUCAAAGUGCUGCCUCUGAAACUGCUUUUUCACCCCCGACCGUAGUUCAAGGAUCUUUGACUGCUGGAAAUCUGAGAUCCCUCCUGCUGACUGGUGAUUUCUUCCUUGGGGCAGUUGUUGCUUGCACCCUGACUAAGCUCAUUUUGAGAUUGGAAGAAGUUCAACCAUCCAAAGCUGAAGUGAACAAAGCAACAACUAAUGCAUUACUGAUCAUGGUCUCAAUGAUACAGCUAGGGCAGUCUUCAGCUCUUCCACACCCAAUUGAUAACGAUUCCUAUGAUAGGAUAGUUCUGUGCGUAAGAUUGCUCUGUAACACUGGCAACGAGGUCAGGAAGAUCUGGUUGAACUCUUGCCAUGAGAGUUUUGUUAAAAUGCUUUCUGAUAAGCAGAUGCGAGAGACAGAAGAGAUCAAAGCAAAGGCUCAAAUUUCUCACUCUCAGCCAGAUGACCUCAUUGAUUUCUACCAUUUGAAGAGUAGGAGGGGCAUGAGCCAGCUGGAGUUGGAAGAUGCAGUCCAAGAUGAUUUGAAACGUGCCACUGGAGAAUUUGUCAAGGAUGAGACUGAUGCUAAUAAACUAAACCGGGUUCUGCAACUCACAGGAUUUAGUGACCCUGUUUAUGCUGAAGCAUACGUGACAGUUCAUCAUUAUGAUAUUGUCCUAGAUGUGACAGUUAUUAAUAGAACUAAAGAGACCCUCCAGAAUUUAUGUUUGGAAUUGGCAACGAUGGGUGAUCUUAAACUUGUUGAGCGUCCACAGAAUUAUACUCUUGGUCCUGAAUCAAGCAAACAGAUAAAAGCAAACAUCAAGGUGUCCUCAACUGAGACUGGCGUCAUUUUUGGGAACAUUGUUUAUGAGACUUCGAAUGUGUUUGACCGGAUGGUGGUUGUGCUAAAUGACAUCCAUAUUGACAUCAUGGAUUAUAUAUCCCCUGCAGUGUGCAGUGAUGCUGCUUUUAGAACCAUGUGGGCAGAAUUUGAGUGGGAAAACAAGGUUGCUGUCAACACUGUCAUUCAAGAUGAAAAAGAAUUCCUUGACCAUAUAAUCAUAUCAACCAACAUGAAGUGCCUCACUGCGCUGUCUGCUUUGGAAGGGGAAUGCGGGUUUCUUGCUGCUAACUUGUACGCAAAGAGUGUGUUUGGCGAGGAUGCUUUGGUGAAUGUAAGCAUCGAGAAACAAGCAGAUAGUAAGCUGAGUGGUUACAUUAGGAUAAGGAGCAAAACCCAAGGAAUUGCUCUUAGCUUGGGAGACAAGAUAACACUCAAGCAGAAGGGAGGCAGUUGAUCAGGUCAACUUGAAUUUAGUAUCACCUAGAUAUGCUGAUUGUUACACUUGAAUUUGAGGCUCCUCCAAAUCCCCCAUUUGCAGCUUGGAGGAGUGCUGGGGUUAUUGAAAGACCUUGUAGAGAUUAUAAUACUGCACUUAUUCUUAGUUUCGGAUAUAAAAGAUUCAAGUAUUUUAUUAUCUGUGAGGACAAUUUUUGUAGAGAAAGAUGGGAAGAAAUAUUGCUCUUCUUUUUGGCAUGUUUUGAGCAGGAGUUUUUGUUGAGGUUAAAUUCAUUUUUUCUGUUGAAUUA